CCGGUUACCAGGGGUCCCUCCUCUCUCGUCACUCAGUAAGCGGAAGUCCCGCCCACUCCUGCUCGGUGGAUCAGGAGGAUGUUGAACAAGGCUCAGCAGCAUCACUGUUCAUCACGAUCAUCAUCCAACCCCAGGGUCGUCAUCAGCGGGGAGCAAACGGGCUAACUGACAGGAGCACAGCAGUCUUCCUCAGAGGCACCGCGGGGAUGAAGAGCCCCACUCUGUGAUCGGAAGCAACCGCUAAUCCCGGGGAUAUAUGUUCAGGACCUCGAUGCCGUAGAGACGCAGACGGAGGGAAACCCAAGAUGGAGAAAAAGAAGCCGUGUCCUCGUCUUCUGGACUACCUGGUGGUGGUGGGGGCCAGGCAGCCCAGCAGCGACAGCGUGGCGCAGACCCCCCAGCUGCUGCGGCGCUACCCCCUGGAGGACCACCCUGACUUCCCGCUGCCCCCUGACGUGGUGUACUUCUGCCAGCCCGAGGGCUGCCUGAGCGUCCGGCAGCGGCGGGUCAGCCUGCGCGACGACGCCUCCUUCGUCUUCACGCUCACCGACAAGGACUCGGGCAUCACGCGCUACGGCAUGUGCGUCAACUUCUACCGCUCCUUCCAGCGCACCGGCGGCGGCGGCGGCGGCGGGGGCCACCACCGUAACCGCGGCAACAAGGGCGGCCCCACGGAGGCGGAGGCGGCGGAGGCGGCCGGCGAGGGCUCGGACGGCGGCGCGGCCCCCGGGGCGGCGCGCCCGCCCGGCCACGCCCCGCGGGGGGGGCCGGCGGGGCCCGGGGCGGAGGCGGAGCCCCCCGGCGGGGAGCCCGGCGCGGGCCGCUCCCCGCGGCGGCGGCGGGCGGCGGCGGCGCGGGCGGCGGAGCGCAGCAGGAACAGCACGCUGACCUCGCUGUGCGUGCUCAGCCACUACCCCUUCUUCUCCACCUUCAGGGAGUGCCUCUCCAUCCUGAAGAGGCUGGUGGACCGCUGCAGCCAGCGGGGAGCCCUGCAGGCCGGGGCCGCCCAGAGGGACACCAUGUGGCGCGUGUUCACCGGCGCUCUGUCGGUGGAGGAGCGAGGCAACCUGCUGCUGGCGGACCUCCGGGAGAUCGAGGCCUGGGUGUACCGGCUGCUGCGCUCCCCCGUCCCCGUGGCGGGCCAGCGCCGCGUGGACGUGGAGGUGCUGCCCCAGGAGCUCCGGAGGCCGCUCACCUUCGCCCUGCCCGACAACUCCCGCUUCUGCAUGGUGGACUUCCCCCUGCACCUCCCGCUGGAGCUGCUGGGGGUGGACGCCUGCCUGCAGGUGCUCAGCUGCAUCCUGCUGGAGCACAAGGUGGUCCUCCAGUCGCGGGACUACAACGCCCUCUCCAUGAGCGUCAUGGCGUUCGUGGCGAUGAUCUACCCCCUGGAGUACAUGUUCCCCGUCAUCCCCCUGCUGCCCACCUGCAUGGCGUCCGCAGAACAGCUCCUAUUGGCGCCCACCCCCUACAUCAUCGGCGUCCCGGCCAGCUUCUUCCUCUACAAGGCCGACUUCAAGAUGCCCGACGAUGUGUGGCUGGUGGACCUGGACAGUAACAAGGUGAUCGCCCCCACCCACGCAGAGUUCCUGCCCCCCCUCCCAGAACCAGAGUCCCUGGAGCUGAAGAAGCACCUGAAGCAGGUGGUGCUAGUGGUUCUAGUGGUAGUUACUAACCAACAAAUUGCAAACAGCAAAGACAAAAGAAUAAUCUUGAGCCUUUCUGAGCAGGACAUUGUCGAUGAUCAUAAACGCGAUGCCAAUCAACCCAAGCCCAUGGUACCUCUGGGAUCGGAUCGGGCUGCAGAUAGAUGGUUGUUCCUCUUUCUCCUGACCCCCCCUCCUGAGUCGACCUGUGGCUCCGUGUUCCUCAGGGUGGCCAUGGUGCGCUUCUUCAACUCGCCCAACGUGCUCCAGGGGUAGAUGCACACGCGCACCCUGCGUCUGUUCCCGCGGCCGGUGGUGGCCUUCCAGGCGUCCUCCUUCCUGGCCUCGCGCCCCCUGCGCUCCAGCUUCGCCGAGAAGCUGUCGCACACGCAGGCCGUCGAGUUCUACGGAGAGUGGGCCCUGAACCCCGGGAACCUGGCCUAUCAGAGGAUCCACAACAACGUGUACGACCCGUCCCUGAUCGGGGACAAGCCCAAGUGGUACGCCCACCAGCUGCAGCCGGUCCUGUACCGCGUGUUCGACAGCAGCUCCCAGCUGGUGGAGGCCCUGGCCGGGCCCCUGGACGAGGAGGGCAACGACUCUGACCCCACCGACAGUGGCAGUGACAGUGAGGCGUAUGACGGCUCCAGCUCCUCCUACUCCUCUCUGGGCGACCUCGUGAGUGAGAUGAUCCAGGGAGACCUCCAGGGAGGGACGCCAUGCCUGGACCCGCCCUCCCACGCCGCCCUGGGGGACCCCAGCGAGGUGGAGUUCCAGGACCUCCCGCCGCUCAGGGAGGGGCCGGGGCUCGAGGGCCCCCCCGGCGCAGACCCCUCCGCCGCCGAGCCCCCCGACGGCCAGCCCCUCCGCUCCUCCUCCAGCACCACCGCCAGCUCCUCGCCCAGCACCGUCAUCCAGGGGCUCCACCAGCAGGGGGAGCCGGGGGAGCCGGGGGAGAUGGAGGCCUCCGCCGCCGCCGCCCUGCAGAACCCGGUGCCCGGCCUGGGGGGCCUGGGGGGCCCGGUGGGGGGCCCCUUCCCCAGGAUCACCACGGACGCAGCCCCCGAGCCCGCCAAGGACAAGAAGGCCGAGUAUGACAACCCGUACUUUGAGCCGCAGUACGGCUUCCCCUCAGAGGACGACCCCGAGGGGCAGGUGGAGUCGUACACGCCCCGCUUCAACCAGAGCCUCAACGGCAACAAGUCCCAGCGGCCCUUGCGUCCCAGCAGCUUGCGUCUCCCGGGGGAGUCGGACGGCGAGGGCGACUCGCGGACCAGCUCGCCCAACUCCACCAUCUCCAACAACAGCAACGACGGCUUCGGGGGCCUCAUGUCCUUCGCCAGUAAUCUGUACAAGAACCACGGGAGCAACUUCAGUCUGUCCAACCUGGCCAUCCCCAACAAGGGGGCCCGCGAGAAGGCCACCCCCUUCCCCAGCCUCAAAGUAUUUGGGCUAAAUUCUCUAAUGGAGAUAAUAUCAGAGGCUGGCCCGGGGAGAGGAGAAGGAGCCCGGGCCCCGCGUGCGCUGGUGGACCAGAAGUCGUCGGUGAUCAAGCACAGCCCCACGGUGAAGAGGGAGUCGCCGUCGCCCCAAGGCCGCAUCAGCAACACCAGUGAGAACCAGCAGUUCCUGAAGGAGGUGGUGGGCUCUGUGCUGGAGGGCCAGGGCGUGGGCUGGCUCAACAUGAAGAAGGUGCGCCGCCUGCUGGAGAACGAGCAGCUGCGCGUUUUCGUGCUGAGCAAGCUGAACCGCGCCGUCCAAUCAGAGGAGGACGCCCGACAGGAGGUCAUCAGAGACGUGGAGGUGAACAGGAAGGUGUAUAAGGGAAUGCUGGACAUCUUGAAGUGCACGGUGUCGAGCCUGGAGCACUCGUACACCAACGCGGGCCUGGGCGGCAUGGCCAGUGUCUUCAGCCUGCUGGAGAUCGCACGCACGCACUACCAAACCAAAGACCCUGAGAAGCGUAAGCGCAGCCCAACGGACGUCAGCCCGGGCAGCACGGAGAGCCCCCCGGGGCCGGCGCCGGCCCCCCGGGCCCCCCAGGGCCCGCUCGCCGUGCCGCGGCUGCAGCUGCCGCCCCCCCACCACGCCGCGCAGGGCAAGGGGCUCCGCAGCUUCGACACGCGCAGUCUGAACGAGGAGAACUUUAUCGCCUCCAUCGAAUUGUGGAGCAGGCACCGGGAUAAGCAAAGUGCUUUGGAAAAACCACAGAGGUCGGACGGGAAGCAGCCGCGCCCCGAGACCACCGACACCGAGGAGAAGAAAUCCCAGAUCAGCGCCGACAGCGGGCUCAGUGUGACCUCCGGCUCUCAGAAGAGCGACACGGAGUCUGUGAAGGGCACCGAGCCCCCGGCCCUGACCAGGAGCACCAGCCAGGACUCUGAGGCCAGCACCGUGAUCAGCAACAGCUCGGGGGAGACGAUGGGCGCGGACAGCGACCUGAGCAGCACGGCGGGAGACGGGCCGGGGCGCGCCUCGCUGCACCUCGCCACCUCCCGGGGGACGCUGUCCGACAGCGAGAUCGAGACCAACCCGGCCACCAGCGCCGUGUUCGGGAAGACCCACAAGCUGAAGGUGGCGUUGGCCAAGGAGCCGGUGCGGCCGGUGAGCCGGGCCCCCCCCCCCGCCGCCCCCCUGGAGGACGUCAGCAUGAGGAUCUACCUCUGUGAAGGGCUACUUGGGCGGGACAAGAGCUCCGUGUGGGACCAGCUGGAGGACGCUGCCAUGGAGACCUUCUCUCUAAGUAAGGAGCGCUCCACGCUGUGGGACCAGGUGCAGUUCUGGGAGGACGCCUACCUGGACGCGGUGAUGCUGGAGCGCGAGGGCAUGGGGAUGGACCAGGGCCCGCAGGAGAUGAUCGAGAGGUACCUCUCGCUGGGAGACCACGACCGCAAGCGUCUGGAGGAGGACGAGGACCGGCUGCUGGCCACUCUGCUGCACAACAUGGUGGCCUACAUGCUGAUGCUGAAGGUGAGCAAGAACGACAUCCGUAAGAAGGUGCGUCGUCUGAUGGGCAAGUCACACAUCGGGCUGAGCCACAGCCAGGUCAUCAACGAGCUGCUGGACAAGCUGGCCGACAUGAACGGCCGUGAGAUACCCAUAAGGCCGAGCGGCAGUCGCCACAUCAAGAAGCAGACGUUUGUGGUGCAUGCUGGGACGGACACCACAGGGGACAUCUUCUUCAUGGAGGUGUGUGACGACUGCAUCGUGCUGCGCAGUAACAUCGGCACGGUGUACGAGCGCUGGUGGUACGAGAAGCUCAUCAACAUGACCUACUGCCCCAAGACCAAGGUGCUCUGCCUCUGGCGGCGCAACGGCCAGGAGACCCAGCUCAACAAGUUCUACACAAAGAAGUGUCGGGAGCUGUACUACUGUGUGAAGGACAGCAUGGAGAAGGCGGCCGCCCGGCAGCAGAGCAUCAAACCAGGGCCCGAGCUGGGCGGAGAGUUCCCCGUCCAGGACAUGAAGACGGGGGAGGGGGGGCUGCUGCAGGUCACCCUGGAGGGCAUCAACCUCAAGUUCAUGCACAGCCAGGUUUUCAUAGAGCUGAGUCACAUUAAAAAGUGCAAUACAGUGAAGGGAGUCUUUGUCCUGGAGGAAUUUGUUCCUGAAACUAAAGAAGUGGUGAUCCACAAGUACAAGACGCCCAUGGCCCACCAGAUCUGUUACUCGGUGCUCUGCCUCUUCUCCUACGUGGCCGCGGUGAAGGGGAAAGAGGACGGCAGACCCAAGCUCCUGUCCCCCCGACCUGUGUCUCCCAGACCCCCGUCCCCAAGACCCCUGCCCAGCUAGUCCUCUCCGUCGGACCCCCCCCCCCCUACGUGCCUCUCUGCUCUCCCCUCUGACAAUCCCCCAAAGCGUCCCUCUAAGCACACUCCCCCGCCCCCUUUGACCCCCUUUCUUAUCUGUGGUCGUCUGAACAGACCUAGAGGUGUUCCUAGGUCCUGGUGUAUCGUGGUGUAAUUAAGAAAUGAAGACGGAGCUGAACACUGUCGCUCCACUACGGGCCCGGACCACGUCCUGUAGGGUCCGCUCGCCCCAGAGGAGACCCCCCAGGGCGGGCAUCCAGGUCCUGUGCACCACCCUGAGACCCCCCCUCCCCCUGUGACCCCCCCUCCCCCCCCUGUUUGGUGGUGUCCGUAUUUCGGUCCCUCGUCCCGCCUGGUAUCAGGGUGUGUACAGGCUGCUGGUCCCCCGCAUGUAAAUGCUUCUGUCAAGGUCCCAGUACUCCGUAAAGCCCCCCCCCCCCCCCCCC
Molecule: messenger RNA, 5901 nt
Organism: Gadus macrocephalus (Pacific cod)
Lineage: Eukaryota; Metazoa; Chordata; Actinopteri; Gadiformes; Gadidae
Gene: madd
Product: MAP-kinase activating death domain
Biological process (GO): regulation of apoptotic process; regulation of Rab protein signal transduction
Cellular component (GO): cytosol
Molecular function (GO): guanyl-nucleotide exchange factor activity
Source: RefSeq, a predicted model, not a curated record